AAGGGCGUGUGCGGCGGCCGCCAUUUUGCGGGAAGUGGAGACGCGGUGCACCGUGACUCUUUUUCCUAUUCCAGCGGUAUCGCGGCUCCCUAUCGCCUCCCACCUCUGAGCCUUGUUUAUCCCACAGACUUUUCCUGUUGUGCUCUGAUUCCAGGACCUUCACGACUAGGCCAUUUAAUCUGCCUGAUGUCUUUUUGACCUCUAACUCAAAGGUCAGCUGGAAGGUUCCGAACUCGGGCCUGGGAUGUGAGGAGGGACAGAGCCUAAAAUUCUACUUAGUCUUUAACCCUGGGCCUCUAAAACCCACCCUUUAGGCGCCUCACCCCAGGUAUGAGCCUUCAUAUUCCAAAAUUGACCCCCAAGUUUCUAAGUCUAGCCCUGUAUAAUAAAUGAAUUCCUACUAAAUCUUCAGCCUUGCAACCCAACUGCGUAACACAAAUUUGAUUUCUGGUCCUGUUUAAAGGGCCCCGCCCUGUUAAUCUUCAGAUCUUUCCUGAUUUAAGUCAGCGCCAAUCCCUGCUUCCAUGGUUCCAAAUUUUAACCCUGGUUCCUUCAAUACCACUGCUCAGCCCCCCAGUUCCAGGACUGCACUCUAAAACCUUCAGAAUCUCCAUCCCUGAGACCACCAAUUUUGGAGAAUCCUUCACUCUCCCUUCCAGCCAUACCUUAGACCCCAAAAUGAUUUCUCCAUGUUUUCCUCCAGUAGAGACCCCAGUCCCUCCAAGACCUCUUGCAUCCCAGGCCCCUAUCAUUCCACCUCCUCCCCCACCUCCGCAUUCCCCCAAUUUAGCCUUUCCACCCUCUCCCUCAAGUCUCCAGGCCCCUAUUCCCCCACCACCCCCACUGCCACCUCCAUCCUUUGCCACGGGGGCUGCUCCCCCUCAUGUCUUCGGCCUGGAGAAGAGCCACCUUCUGAAAAAGGCCUUGGAGAAGGCCGGCCCAGUCCCCGGGAGCAGAGAGGACGUGAAGAGGCUCCUGAAGCUGCACAAGGACCGUUUCAGAAGUGACCUGCAGUGGAUCCUCUUCUGUGCCGACCUGCCCUCCUUCAUCCAAGAAGGCCCUCAGUGCGGACUGGUGGCCCUGUGGAUGGCAGGCACUCUCCUGGCGCCCCUCAGCGGCAUCCCCCUGGAGAGACUCAUGCAGAUGGCCGUGGAGAGAGGCUACUCGGCCCAGGGAGAGAUGUUCUCAGUGACCGACAUGGGGAGGCUGGCCCAGGAGGCACUGGGAUGCCAGGCAGAGCUGCUGUGUGGCGGCCUGGGUGGUCCCAACAGAGACCGUGUGCUGCAGCACCUUGUCGCUGGACACCCCUUGCUCGUCCCCUACGAUGAGGAUUUCAACCACGAGCCGUGUCAGAAGAAGGGCCACAAGGCCCACUGGGCAGUGAGCACAGGAGUCCUGCUGGGUGUACAGAGUGUGCCACGCUCUGGUUAUGCGGAGGACCCCGAGCUGCCAGGCCUGUUCCACCCCAUGCCCGGCAUGCCCUGCCAGCCACCAGCCUUGCCGGACGAAGGCUCAGCAGGAGCCGUCUACCUUCUCUCCAAGCAGGGCAAGAGUUGGCACUACCAGCUGUGGGACUACAACCAAGUUCGGGAUAGCAACCUGCAGCUGACGGACUUCUCACCUUCACGGGCCGCCGAUGGCCGGGAGUAUGUGGUGCCUGCUGGUGGGGUGCGGGCUGGCCUCUGUGGCCAGGCCCUGCUCCUCAGACCAUAGGAUUCCAGCCACUAGUCUGCUGCGGCCCUGAGCCAGGGUGACAGGGCCCAGACCCCAGCUUCUCCCUUUGUGCGAGAGCCCGAGGGCUUGGGCUGGAUCUCCUGAGGACUUCCAGUCAGUCAUCCUCCGUGCAGGGUCCCCUCCAAUCCAUCUAGUCUCAAGCCUGGGCAUCAUCCCAACUCCCCCACCCUCAAGCCCAUCCCCUUAGUAUUGAGCACCUACUGGGUGGGCUGGGUUUAGAGCCUGACAGAUAAGCUACUCUCCCAGGGGAAAGACUGACAACAGCUCAGACCCCAUGUCCUGUCCACCCCACCGGAAUGUUGCAUCCAUCUGUUUCUCACUGGUGAUCACCCUCUUCUAAACCAUCGUCAUCUCUCUGGACAUCUGCCAGCACCUCCGCACUGGGCCCCCUGGUUGCUCCCGUUUCUGUUCACAUGGGGCCAGGGCUGAGGGAGGGGGGAAAAAAAAUCUGGUCUCCCCACAACCCUCCAGAGAAGCUUCUAGCAGCUCCUGUUGCUCACAGGGUAGGGACUAAAGUCUCCCAGCCCGGCUCACCUGUCCUUACCCCAGGCCGUGCUUUCUCACCCCUUCUGCCACCAGCUGUACUGCUUUCAGGUCCCUAGUGCACCCCACUGCAGCCCUCUGCUAAGCGUAACUCCCUAACCUCUCCAGUGUGGGGGAGGAAGAAACUCUCCCCUCCAGGUUCUUUUGCCUGGUCUAAUAAUUAAAUUUACAUGAGACAGAAUGAGAAAAUGACCAAAUUUAAUACAUAUGUACACAUGGGAAUCCCACAUACAUGAGAAAGUCUAGAGACCCCGUGUGAGAAAUGCCAAGACAGGAGAAAUGAGGUAUAUAUGCCAUUCUGAGCUAGGAUCACCUUGGGGCUUCAGAUGCAGGAAGGUCAUUGCAGAAGGAUAAGAGCAGAUGUUCAAAGAGAAGUUUGCCCUGCCCUAUAGGUAGGUCCAAAAGUUUACCUCUGAUAACUUUUUUGUUACUAUUACUAUGCAAAACAACAUCUGAAUCUUAUUAUGGGCAAGUCCCCUAAUUUCAGUUCUAGGUAGUUAAAGGAGGGUGGGUCAGAGCUUUCUCCUGAGCCCACAGAAUCUUGGCUGCCUUUAGCUCAAAAUCUGCAUACCACAAAGGCACAUCUUGGGGUGACUCGUUCUGAACCCCUACACCAGUUUGGCUCAUCACUUCCUCAGGGAAGGUUCCCGUAGCCAGGGCUAGGCCCCUCCCCAUGUUCUAAUUUAAAAACAAAAAGGAAGUACUUCUGAGCAGUUAAAUGUGCCAGCCCUUUUACCCCCAGUUAACUCAUCAAAUUCUGCAAUCCUAUAAGGAAGAUACUAGAUCCCCAUUUUACAGAUGAAGAGACCUGAGUCUUGGAGGAGUGCAGUCACUGGCCUAAAGUCACAUGUCCUGGCACGUGGCAGGGCCAGGAUUCAAACCAGGCAGGUAGCUACGCAGACAUAGGUAUGUGAACUUCAAGCGAUUACGUAGACUUCGAGAUCUGAAAGGGGUCUGUCUUGGUCACUGCUGUGUCCAGCGCCCAGAGAAGGGACUAAAGACUGUACAGUGUACUGUUUCUAACCAGAAGUGAGGAAUUCCCGAUCCCUCCGCCUGUGCCUCCCUAGCUCGGCUCUGACUCUGGUGCACUGUCCUGGCAGCUCCUGACGGCAGGGUUUGGCGCUAUCUUGGUCACCGCUGUGUCCCCUGCCUUGUCCAGCACAGAGCCACACACGAGGAGCAAUUCAGUGAGCACUCUGAGCCUGCAUCUCAACCCCAAACUGGUCACUGUCCCGUUACCCCACCCCAAGCUAAUGCUCAGAUUAAGAGUUUUGAGCCCACACACCCAGAUGCAAAAGAAAAAUU
This is a messenger RNA of Rhinolophus ferrumequinum (greater horseshoe bat), 3582 nucleotides long. It is a transcript of the gene ACTMAP, whose product is annotated as actin maturation protease. Lineage: Eukaryota; Metazoa; Chordata; Mammalia; Chiroptera; Rhinolophidae. The coding region runs from base 679 to 1713 and encodes 344 amino acids. The transcript has 6 exons. The record is from RefSeq and is a predicted model, not a curated record.